Mastomys coucha (southern multimammate mouse) is the source of this 999-nucleotide messenger RNA. RefSeq names its product myosin light chain 1 (gene Myl1). The transcript is spliced from 7 exons. Bases 148 to 714 code for a protein of 188 amino acids. Lineage: Eukaryota; Metazoa; Chordata; Mammalia; Rodentia; Muridae. The record is from RefSeq and is a predicted model, not a curated record. Gene Ontology annotation, molecular function: calcium ion binding. Gene Ontology annotation, cellular component: myosin II complex; contractile muscle fiber.
CAUGCCCUUAUACCAUUUAACACUCUGGGUCCACCCUCCAGACGCUGGGCUGCGGGUCAAGCGAGCCACCACUGCUCUUCCAAGUGUCACUCUGACAGGUUCUUCUGGAGGAGAUCCUUCUUUUGUUAACCCAUCCUUUUAAUCAAAAUGGCACCAAAGAAAGAUGUGAAGAAGCCCGCUGCUGCACCCGCCCCAGCCCCGGCCCCGGCCCCUGCCCCAGCCAAACCUAAAGAAGAAAAAAUCGAUCUGUCUGCUAUUAAGAUCGAGUUCUCUAAGGAACAACAGGAGGAAUUCAAGGAGGCAUUUCUCCUGUUCGACAGAACAGGUGAAUGCAAGAUCACCUUAAGUCAGGUGGGCGACGUCCUCCGGGCUCUGGGUACCAAUCCCACCAACGCAGAGGUCAAGAAGGUUCUCGGGAACCCUAGCAAUGAAGAGAUGAAUGCUAAGAAAAUAGAGUUCGAACAGUUUCUGCCCAUGAUGCAAGCUAUCUCUAACAACAAGGACCAGGGAGGAUAUGAAGAUUUCGUUGAGGGUUUGCGUGUCUUCGACAAGGAGGGCAAUGGCACUGUCAUGGGUGCUGAACUCCGCCAUGUCCUCGCCACUCUGGGAGAGAAGAUGAAGGAGGAGGAGGUAGAACAGUUGCUAGCGGGCCAGGAGGACUCCAAUGGCUGUAUCAACUAUGAAGCUUUUGUCAAACACAUCAUGUCUAUCUAAGCGGAGUUUUCAAGAAGGCAGAGUUGGGGAAGACUGGCCAAUUCAAGAACACCUAUGGCUAACUGUCAACACCAGCGAACUACCACCCAGAAGAUCAAACAGUCUAGACCAUUCUAGAUUGAAGGAUUCCCUGAGUUUUUAUAAGCUUUGAGUUUUUCAUGGCACACAAAUCAGGUGUCUACAGUUAAUAAUCUCAAGUCCACACACCACCUUUAUCAUCUACUUGGGUCCACAACAUUCUUAAAACACUACAUCAAUAAACUUGGUCAGUCUGGAAUACUCAAA